AUGGGCUCCUUAACCAGUGAUCGUAACGCUAGUGAAGCGACGUCUCUCGGUCAUAUACAGGACGUAGCUGUGAUUGGUGCUGGAAUUAGCGGCGUCGUUUCGGCAGCACAUCUCAUUCGAGCUGGGCUUAACGUCACAGUAUUCGAGCGGACUGGAGCAAUAGGAGGUGUGUGGGACUACGAGCCUCAGUCUGAUAGGGAUCCACCUUUCCCUAACGUUCGACCUCCAGACCCAAACUGGAAUGAGGUUGAGAAGGAAGGGUUAACAGCGGAUGAAGUGGCCCUUCUACAUGCUCCGCCUAACCCAUGCUAUGCGGGCUUGAAAAACAACAUUCCAACCCCUGUGAUGCGAAGCAGUUUACUACGAUGGCCGGAAGGCAGUGAAGACUUCGUGGAUCAAAAAGUGGUUCAUCAUUACAUUGAGGAUAUUGCCCGGAUUCGUAAUGUUUACGAGAAAGUGCUUUUUUACACCCGAGUAGAGAGUGUAUCAAAACCUGAUGGCGACGACAAGUGGACCGUUAGAACAAGCACAUUCUCGAGGACCACAUCGGGCCAUACACUAAACAAGAAGUCAUGGAAAUUUGAUUCGGUCGUAGUAGCAAGUGGGCACUAUCACGUCCCAUUUGUCCCGGAUGUCUCCGGGUUAGCCACAUGGAAACAACGCUUUCCCGACCGUGUCACACAUUCGAAGCGAUAUCGAACCCCUGUUCCUUUCAGCAACAAGACUAUUCUUCUAAUUGGUGCUGGAGUGUCAGCUUUAGACAUCGCAAGAGAGACAGCGCCGUUAGGGGCCAAGAUAAUUCAAAGCAGACGAGAAAGUAAAUACGACGUACUUGCAUCGCGUCUACCUGAGGGCUCUCUGAGAGUAGGGAUGGUUAAGGAUUUUGUCCUUGAUGAGACAGCAAAGGAUGUAACUUCUAACUCUCUAGGGUCUGAUAAGGCGAUACCCGGAAAGGUCGUGGUCGAAGACGGCACGGUCUUGGAUGGCAUUGACCAUGUGAUUGUUGCAACUGGGUACAUCACCUCCUAUCCAUUUUUAGGGGGUUUGCAGCAGCCUUCGAUUCCCUGGGAGGAUGCUGAUGACAAGGUGCUCAUAACUUCCGACGGAUACAUUACACACAACCUACACAAGGACAUCUUCUACAUUCCCGACCCAUCGCUCGUUUUUAUAGGUGUUUCGCAUUUGGUCUCAACGUUUUCGUUAUUCGACUUCCAGGCUCAGGUCGCAACCAAAGUUUUAGCGGGGCAAGCUCGGCUUCCUUCCAAGUCUGUGAUGAGGGAAGAACAUAGGGAAAGAAAGGCGAAGUUUCAACCUGGAGAUAGAUUUCACAGUAUGUACGCGGCCGAGGACGCCUAUAUCGAGAAGGUCCUGGAUUGGGUAAACGGUGAUUUAGCGAAGGCAGGGCUAGAUCCAUUGCCAGGUUUGGAUGAGGAAUGGCACGCCAAAUACAAGCUCCUUAAAGAAAAACUUCAGAACCCCGAAACUGCGGCGGACACGUUUGGUAAAACUUGA
Hypoxylon trugodes is the source of this 1512-nucleotide messenger RNA. Its product is annotated as FAD/NAD(P)-binding domain-containing protein. The transcript has 3 exons. The coding region runs from base 1 to 1512 and encodes 503 amino acids. The record is from RefSeq and is a predicted model, not a curated record. NCBI's taxonomy places the organism in Eukaryota, Fungi, Ascomycota, Sordariomycetes, Xylariales, Hypoxylaceae. Gene Ontology annotation, molecular function: NADP binding; flavin adenine dinucleotide binding; N,N-dimethylaniline monooxygenase activity.